AUGCUUUAUGAAGCCCACUGUGUCGUGAUCGAUGGGCCAUUUCUCAUUUCUCAGCUCGUCAUUCACGAGCGCCGGCAGAUUGAGGUUGGAUGCACGCCAUGCAAUGCCCUCGUCCUGUUCAUCGUCAAUCUUGAAAGGUGCGAUGUCUUCCGUGUGCAGCUCGACAGCGUUACGCCUCCGAAUGUGGGCCAUGUCACUGGGCGGGUGUUCCUGCACGAAGGUCUCAUCUUGACCGAGCACGGUCUGACUGGCUCGGUCAGAGAUCUGUUGGGCCAUUUGCACACAACCCUGGCCGUGGGCCGCAGAGAUCGUGCCGAGGCCAUUAUACAACGACUCGCCGACCAGAUCGACCCACAAUCGCCUGAGCUCGCUUAUGCCCAUGGCGUUUAUCUGCAGAAUCUCCUUCGGAGCGUCAUGCUGGAGGGUAGACAUUCUCCCCAGUCACAAGCUCUGCUGAAAGAUAUGCAAAGAUGGUUUGAAGUGGAGAUUCGCAACAAGCGUGUGACACCAGAGCCAAGCCUUUUGAUCCCCGUAAUGCGCGCCGCCAUACGAGCACUGGACGGCCCCAGACGCGAAAGGACCAUCCGCAGGUAUGCCGAGAUCGCGAAAGAGCUGGGCGAUGAGGUCAUGGACGACGUUCUAUUAUCCGAGGAGUACGAUGACAAUGAGUUUGCCAUAUUAGGCCGUGCCACGUCGCAGUAUUACGAACAUGUCGACACAUCCGAUGCCCUGCCUGCUGCAGAAUCCGCGCUCGAGCCAGCUGAAUCGCAACCCGGGCUUUCACUCAGAGAAGAUAUGCUUGAUCUACGCACCAUUCCGGACGUCAGAGCAACGGAGCAAAAAGGUAUUGGUCUGGACAGCAUCAAGCGUGCAACAUCGGGUCAUAGCAGGCCCAUGGCAGCUUUGAUGUGGCAGUGGUACCGAAAACUGCUUCCCGCCCUGGAAUUUGAGCUUCAGGAAGCGAAGAAGACCAUGACCGAUAUGCGCAAGAUCGACGAUCGCAAUGUGUACGGUCCAUACCUGGAGAUGUUGCCCAUCAAGAAAGUCGCUGCAAACACCAUUCUUUUCAUCAUGACUCGUAUGGCCAACGGCAAGGAUCGAAGCACAGGAGUAUACGCUUCGGAGGCCAAACUAAACAGCUUGACAGUCACGCUGUCCAAAUCCAUCGAGGCCGAGUGUCUUGCGAGUGUGGCGAGACAGAAAGCGUCGGCUCCUCAGAACCGCAAGACAAACACGACGUCCCACAUCAGGCGGCAAGCAGUUUCAGCUUUGAAGAAGGGAAUCGAUAAAGCGAAUACGUCGCCCAAGACAAAAGCCAAAAAGGCCAGCCAAGCCAUGUUAGCAGAGGUAGAGUGGCCGCUGGUCGUACAUGCUAAGCUGGGAGCGAUGCUUGUGUCCAAAGUCUUAGAGUGUGCACACCUUCCGGUCACGAGACAGCACCCGAGGACGAAAGAGAUGAUCACUCAGAUGCAGCCUGCCUUCCUGCAUCGCCUCAAAUACGAGAAGGGCAAGAAGACCGGCAUUAUAAGCCCGAACCCAGCCUUACUUGACAAGUUGCAAAGCGAGCCCGUUGGAAGUCUAAUCGCGAAGCGUAUGCCAAUGGUCGUGGAGCCGAAACCAUGGACAGGCUGGAGUGACGGCGGCUACCUACAUUACUCGAAUCCCGUCCUUCGCCUUCAGCAGGGCGACAAGUCCUCGAAAGAGUACUUCAUGGCAGCUGACCAGAAUAAUGAUCUGGAUACACUCUACAAAGGCCUCACGGCGUUGGGCAAGGUACCAUGGAAAGUACAUCAAGAAGUUUUCAAAGUUCAGCUUGAGGCAUGGAAUUCUGGAGAGGCCAUUGCGAACUUUGCACCUCUCAACCCCGAAAUGAAAAUGCCUCCUGAGCCAGAUUCAUCGGCUGAUCCACUGGAGCGGAGAAAAUGGCUGGCUGAGAUCAGGGCACUGGACAACAAGAAGGGCGGGUACCAUUCGAAACGAUGUUUCCAAAACUUCCAGCUCGAAAUCGCGCGCACGCUGCUCAACGAGACUCUCUACUUCCCGCACAACAUGGAUUUUCGAGGCCGAGCAUACCCCAUUCCCCCAUAUCUCAACCACAUGGGCGCUGAUAAUGUGCGCGGACUUUUGGUGUUCGCGGAUGGCAAAGAGCUCGGCGAGAAUGGUCUCCGCUGGCUGAAGAUCCACAUGGCGACCGUAGCCGGCCACGACAAGGCCAGUCUGGAGGAGCGGGUAGAGUUCACUAUGGGGCAUCUUGACGACAUCUACGAUUCCGUACGUGAUCCACUAGGAGGACGCAGGUGGUGGUUGCAGGCAGAAGAUGCAUGGCAGACUCUGGCUGCUUGCUUCGAACUCACCGCCGCCUUGGAUUCCCCCGAUCCGACCAAGUUCGUCUCCCACCUCCCGGUCCAGCAGGACGGGACUUGUAACGGACUGCAGCAUUACGCCGCACUUGGUGGCGACAAAGCGGGAGCUGCGCAAGUGAACCUUGAGCCUAGCGACCGACCGGCUGAUGUCUACACAGCAGUCGCUGAAGCCGUAAAAGCAGAGGUGGAAAAAGAUGUAAAGGAAGGCAAUCCCAUUGCGCAGAAAUUGCAAGGUCGCAUCACGAGAAAGUGCGUCAAGCAACCCGUCAUGACUAAUGUGUACGGAGUCACCUUCUUCGGCGCACGAGCUCAGGUUCGCAAACAGCUGGAAGUCCUCUUCCCUGAGGUUACGGAAUACGACACGGUCAACCUUGGGAACAUGUCGCAUUACGUCGCGCUGAAGAUCUUCAAGUCGCUGGGAGAGAUGUUUGCUGGAGCGCAAGCUAUCCAAAAUUGGCUGGGACAGUGUGCGGACCGAAUAUCAACAUGCCUUACAGCCGAGCAAGUAGAGGAAUUGAAGGGGCAAACAAAGAGGAUAGCUCGCGCAAAGAAGUUGAAGACUGCAAAGAAGACUGGAAAGAAGGCAGCGAAGAACGCUGACAAGACAGAGGAAAGCGCAGAAGGCGUUGUUCCCGCCGACGCAGUCAAGACACCCAUGGUCGCAUCGCCCAAGCAGAAGAGGUCGGAGAGACGUAAGGACGAACACGCGCUGUCCAAGCCUCUGUUCAAAUCCACCGUCGUCUGGACCACCCCGCUGCGCCUCCCAGUGGUCCAGCCGUACCGAUCAGCGAAGUCCAAGAUCGUGCUCACGAGCAUGCAGGCGAUUGCUUUGCAAGAUCCACAAGUCUGGGACCCUGUCAGUCGACGAAAGCAACUCCAAGCUUUUCCGCCCAACUUCAUUCAUUCCCUGGAUGCCACUCACAUGCUACUGAGUGCACUCGCAUGCGAUCAGGAAAAUAUGACAUUCGCAAGUAUUCACGACUCGUUCUGGACCCACGCCUGCGACGUCAACCGACUGAGUGAAGUCCUCCGCGAUGCUUUCAUCGCCAUGCACGAAGAGGACAUCAUUGCCCGCCUCCGUGAAGAAUUCGAAACCAGAUACAAAGGCUGUAUGUACAUGGCCUCAGUACUUGCAGACAGUCCGGUCGGACAACGCAUCACUGCUCGACGGCUCGAACUCAAGGCAGAAGCCAAAGAGCGCAAGGACGAAACGAUGCCGAGCGAACUAGGCCUCGAAGCAGAACGAAUGCGCCUUCUCAACAGCGAAGAUCCUGCCGAGAACGCCAAAGGCCAAGCAAUGAUUACACCUGGCAGCAUUGUGCUCGCAGAAUCUGACACGACCGCUUUCGCGGCCGCGACCGAGCUCGCCGGGCAAAAGCUGGGGGAGAUGCCUGUCAACCCCCUUGAGGUUGAGGCUUCGGUAGAGUUGGAUGCCGCAGUACUUGACGACGCUGCAGAUCAGGACCUUGAUGCCACUGCCGAUGCAGUAUCAGGGGAGAAUGAUGAAGAGUCGGAUACCACGGUGCAGACGACGGGUGACACGAAAAAGGCCAAAACUCCGAAACGUGCUCAGCGCAAACUGUAUGUGUGGCUUCCAUUGACCAUGCCUGAGGUUCCUGCUAAGGGAGACUUUGAUGUGACGAGACUGAGAGAGUCGAGGUACUUCUUCCAUUGA
Molecule: messenger RNA, 4038 nt
Organism: Pseudocercospora fijiensis CIRAD86
Lineage: Eukaryota; Fungi; Ascomycota; Dothideomycetes; Mycosphaerellales; Mycosphaerellaceae
Exons: 3
Coding region: 1-4038 (1345 amino acids)
Biological process (GO): mitochondrial transcription
Cellular component (GO): mitochondrial DNA-directed RNA polymerase complex
Molecular function (GO): mitochondrial promoter sequence-specific DNA binding; DNA-directed RNA polymerase activity
Source: RefSeq, a predicted model, not a curated record